AUGCCUGAAGCUCAACCAGACACUGGGUCGGAUGAAAUAGAUAUAAUAUCGAGUAGUGAUGAAGCUGAACCUAUUUUCGUACCGCGCGAGAGAGAUCCUAUAGUAAUUCGUGGCGUUGGAACGAUAACAAUGUGAGUUUAAAAGGAAAAUGCAAUUUUCAAUUUUUUUUUUUUCAAGGUUCGGAUUGAAUUCCCGCUUCAAUACUGAAUACCCUCCCGAACUUGCUGGAUACAUAGCGCCAGAAGAAAUUUCUGCAACAUUAAACAGGAUUAAUCGAGUUCUCAAAAGGCACGUUCAAACGUCGAGGUUGGUUUUUUUUUUCCAGAUAUUUUGGAAUGUUAAUCUUGAAGAGAGGAAAACUCAUUUGAAAGCUGUUGUUUAAUUUUUAUUUUCAGUAAAUGGCUGUUGUGUGGGCUAAUGUUCUGCUGUUGCUCCCUAGGCUGCUCCAUGUGGCCAGUAGUCUGCCUCAAUCAGAGAGUUGGUUCAAGUUGAAGGUUGCAACAUUCGUUUACUUUUUCAGACGGUAGCGGCCGUGGAAAAGACUUUGGACCAUGAAAAUGUGACACUUUAUCACAAACUGCACCUUCAUUGGAGCUUGGUCAGGAAAGCGGCAGAACCUAGCGAAAGGCUAACCGAGUACGUUCUCGAAUUGAAAAUUUUGCCUAAAACUGCUUUGAUACUGCCUGAUUAGAACUUCUACAUGUAAUUUUUCUGUGAAUAGGUCAAGUUUGUUCACAAAAAAUUUUUUAUUGUUUGAAGGCGUGAGACAGAGCAAGGUUUUCUAUUCAUUUUUCUAUAAAUUACGCAGUACUGAGCUUUUUUUGGUGUCGCUAUGCGUCUUUGAACGAUAUGGAAAGUUUUUGUCAGUGAACUUCAAACAUUUUCUUAACAUUAUAGCGGUGCGACAAUUCUAGUUUAUUGAUGAAAAUGUUUCUCUAAAUUUUUUGUUGGCCCGAAAAAAAGCUAUUAGUUUUUCUCAUUUUUGUGAUUCUAUCUUUUCAUUUAUUAUUUUUUCUGAAUACCCUUUUCUCAACAGAGCAUAAUAUACUAAAUCUAUGUGCCAAAUAUUUUUAUGCCGCGUUCAAAGUCAUUUAAGCGAAUUCGAAAUUUUUUCUGAAUCCAAAUAAUUUUUUUAUAAAAAAAACUAUUUCGCCAGAACUACUUGUUGCGUAUAACGAUUGUCCGUUCUUUUUUUCUAAAGUGUUAUAGUCUGUUUGAAAUUCUUCUUUCUGGGUUUUUCGAAGGAGCCUAAAAAGAUAUCGAGCCGAAGAGACCUUAUAUAACACUGAUAACGGUUUUUUUUACUUCGAGACUUUUUUGAACCCAGCAAGACUCUACAAAUGCAAGUAAUAGUUUUAUUUAUUCUUUAUUGCUAAUUUUCUAAUGCUGGCAAUUUUCUAUCAGAACGAACCGAAAAGCAGGGCUACUUUUUUCUUGUAUCUUCUUCCAGACUUUUUUUCCGUUUUGAGCUCUUUUUAGUAUCUAUGCUUGUAUCUCUUAUCUCAUGAUAUUCAUUAAUAAUGUAUAUAGUUAUUUUUCCUGUUCUUACUCAACUUUGGGUACCAAAACUCACAUCUUUCACAACCUCUUUGUUCAUUUUGGCAUUUUUCAGUAUUAUUCUGGUUCUAAAGAAACUUUCUUCGAUGGCUUUACCGUAUUAGACAAGAACUUGUUACCUGUGUGCAAGAAAUGUAUAGAAUUGUCAUUUUCCUCGCCCUCAUCAAUAGUCAUACAUGUAAUCCAAUUACAAUAAUUUUUCACUUAUGAGUCAACUUGCAAAUAAAAACUUUUAUUUGGUGAAUCAAUGGAUGUUCCACAUUGUCAGAUGCAAUUUUUAUUACUGGUUUUUUUCGCUUCAGUUCUCACAAUUUUGAUUCAGAUGUCAAAAAACAUCAAGACGCCAACAAAUCAAAAAGUGUUGACGAAUGUCGCCGUCGUGCGAAUGAAGAAGAUGGGCAAAAGAUUCGAGAUUGCUUGUUAUAAGAACAAAGUGGUCAAUUGGAGGAAUAAAACGCACGUUUCUCUUUUUUUGUUCUUAUCUCGGGGGUUAACAUGACGUGGUUUCAAGGGAGAAAGAUAUCGACGAAGUCCUGCAGAGCAACACGGUCUUCGCCAACGUCUCCAAAGGCCAACUCGCCAAACGCGAAGAUUUAGCGGCUGCUUUUGGCUCAGAAGAUCAACUCGAGAUCUGCAAGCUGGUAAUCGACUAUAAUUUUUAGGACUUCUUUUCCCAUUUUUAGAUCCUAGAAAAAGGCGACCUGCAGGUUUCUGACAAGGAACGACAAGCAGCUUCUGAUCAAUCCCUUAAAGAGGUUUCCUUUUUUAAAAUUAAUUUUCGCAGCAGUCUUAUUAAAUUUCGAAAAAGUUUUAUCACAUUAAAGUGAAGACUGUUUUGAGGAGAGGAUUUUGUUUAACUCCCCAAUUUGUUGAGAUUGUGCUUCGUUUCAAUUCUUUUCGUUGUAAACUUUCUCUAGAUUUACUCAGCACGUAUGUCAAAAAAAAACUAAAAAACUUCGAAUCCCUUCAGUAGUCCAGGUUUGACAAAAAUCUUUUUUCGAGCGAGUAUGGGCUUUUGAUGUGAGAGAAUGGAAACGACCUACUUAGUUUUUUGAGCAGACGUUCUUCUUUUCUAGGUUUCGCAGUUGAUCGCGUCGAUGGUAGUGAAUCCGGAAACGAAGCGUCCGAUUCCGCCUUCUGUAAUCGACAAAGCGCUGCAUGAAGUGCAUUUUUCGCUGAAACCCAAUAGAAGUGCCAAGCAACAGGUGAACGAGAAAGAAACGGAAAACAGAGUUGAACAGAGCAUAAUUAGGCUCUCGAAGCUAUCCCCAAACUGCGAGAGACCAUGAAGAUCGAACGCGCCAAGAUGAGGAUUCGCGUCGCGAUGGGAAACAAAGAAGCCAAAGGAGCCCACGUCAAACUGAAGCAACUUUUCAGUGAGGUAGAAGUGGACGACUGGGCUGAGAGCGGCCUCGAACUGGUUCGUCUUAUCUUUCUAGUCCCAGCAGAACACCUUUCUCUCAGAUCGGGCUGAUAGAGCCUGGGAACUUCCGUCUUCUGGACGACUUGGUCAGAAACGAGAGCAAAGGGGCUGGUCGGCUUGAAAUUCUCAGUCUGAAGGAUAUUGUCGAGGGUGAAGUCCAAAUAUCUUGA
Messenger RNA from Caenorhabditis auriculariae, 3150 nucleotides. The record is from the annotation of a GenBank genome assembly. NCBI's taxonomy places the organism in Eukaryota, Metazoa, Nematoda, Chromadorea, Rhabditida, Rhabditidae.